Molecule: messenger RNA, 2025 nt
Organism: Culicoides brevitarsis
Lineage: Eukaryota; Metazoa; Arthropoda; Insecta; Diptera; Ceratopogonidae
Product: putative inorganic phosphate cotransporter
Exons: 8
Coding region: 209-1936 (575 amino acids)
Biological process (GO): monoatomic anion transport; transmembrane transport
Cellular component (GO): membrane
Molecular function (GO): transmembrane transporter activity
Source: RefSeq, a predicted model, not a curated record
CGGAAUUAAGAUCGAAAACCGCUGAAUAUUACGAGAAAUUAUCGUCGUGAAUUAUUAAAGUGACAUUGAAAUUUUGAAUAUUUGUAUCUCUUAUCUGUGGAUAAAUUUAAAAAAAAUGAAGUGAAAAAUAAAUUUUUGGAGACAAAAUUUAAAGUCUGUGAUAAAAAUAAGUGCUUUUAAUUAAUAAAUCUGAAAAAAAAAUUAAAAAAUGGGAAAAGAAAAAAUAAAAUGUCGCACAAUUUUAUGGUACCUGACGUUCGUCGGCAUGGCAGUGAACUACAUGGUGCGAAUCAACAUCAAUAUGACUGUUGUCGUGAUGGUCAAGCAACGUCUUAAUACCAAAUCCGCCGUCGAAACUGCCGAAUGUUUGACAAAAGAUCAAAUUUUGUUGGCUGAAAAAAAAUUCAACUCCACUUUGGACACUUUUAACAACGAUGUAAUUCCCAAAAUCACCGGAACUUACAACGAAAGUGAAUUUCCAGACACAAUAUUGCUCCCGCCAACGAAAAUGCAGAAGAAAGAAAUGACGGGCGGCUCCAUUGAAAAAAGCCUUCUUCGAUAUUUUGGGUUCAAAAUUGACGAAGCAGGUUUCGAUUGGAACGAAUAUGAACAAGGAUUGGCUCUGGGGUCGUUUUAUUGGCUUCAUUGGGUGACGCAAGUGCCUGGAGGGAUUCUCUCGAAGAAGUAUGGACCGAAACUCGUUUAUGGAGUUGCUAAUUUUGUGUCUUCGUUGCUGUGUUUUUUGAUGCCGAUGGCUUCUUAUUUGAGUUUUGAUGUCCUGAUUUUUUUGAGAGUGUUUCAAGGAUUAAUAACGGGAUUCGCUUGGCCCGCAAUGCAUACGAUGGUUGCAAGUUGGAUUCCGCCGAAUGAAAGAAGCAAAUUCGUAUCAGCUUAUCUCGGAAGUUCAUUUGGAGUUUUUAUCAAUUAUCCGCUUUUUGGUGCAAUUAUUUCAUCGAGUUGUUGGGAAAAUGUUUUUCAUUUUUGUGGGAUAUUUGGAACUGUUUGGUAUAUGGCGUGGUGCUACUUUGUCUAUGACACUCCAGCGAAACAUCCAAGAAUAGCUUAUGACGAGCGCCAAUACAUCGAAAAAUCUUUAGGGACAACAGUUCAGAAGAAAAAUUAUCCAACACCAUGGAAAGAAAUUUUAACCUCGCGAAUUGUCUGGAUGAUUGUAAUCGCCCAAUGGGGAGGUAUUUGGGGACUUUUUACUCUAAUGACGCAAGCUCCAACGUAUUUCAAGUACAUUCAUGGAUGGGAUAUCAAAAUGAGCGGAUUUUUGAGUGGCCUCCCACAUUUACUUCGAAUGUUGUUCGCGCUGCUCUUCUCAUGGCUCGGAGAUUACCUUUUGAGAAACGAAAAGAUGUCUCGAACUAAUGUACGAAAGUUUGGAACAGCUGUUUGUACAAUUGUCAAAGGACUCUUCGUCGUCGGUUUAGCAUAUUCAGGAUGCAAUUCCUUAGCAGCUAUUGUUCUCUUAACAUUAGCUGUUGGAGUACAUGGCUCCGUAAGUACCGGACCAUUAGCUGCUGUGGUCGAUAUUGCCCCGAAUUUCGCUGGAGUCACGUUAGGUAUUAGUGGCAUGGUUGGAGUUGCAAGCGGAUUUGUGUCCCCAAUCGUUGUUGGAUUGCUAACCUUGAAUAAUCAAACAGCAAAGCAAUGGGAAUAUGUAUUUUUAAUCACCGCUGGCAUGUUAAUCAUCUCAGGAGUUCUUUACUGCCUUUUCGCGGACUCAAAAUUACAAAGCUGGAACUCUCCUGCAGAAAAACCCGAUGUCGAAAUGGAAUAUUUGAACAAUACCCCGAAAAAUGUACUUAAAAAUGACGACACGAAAAAAGAAGAAGCCUUAAAUGGCACCGAGCCCAAACAAACUUUAGCUGUGCCUAUUUUACUUAUCGAAGAAGUAGCUGACCGCAUUAGCGACAGUGACGAGCAAUAAAUUUUCCGUAGUCCCAAAUAAAAAUCAGUAUUAUAAUCUGUAAAAAAAUAUUUAUUUCUUAAUUUUUUAGAAAUAUUUUUAAUCAAAAU